UUUUUAAUUUUGGAUUUGGAAAUUAAAAAAAAAGGCAGUAGCUUUAGGGAGCAAGGACGGCGGGGGGAAGAGUCGCCGAGUCUCUGUUUCCGAUAACGAAAUCGAUUUGAGUGUUUGUGGAUAAAACAAAGCGAGAAGCUGGUGAGGGAGGGAAGAGGAGGAGAGAUGGGAAAAGAGAAGAGCAAAUGGACGGAGGAUGAGGAGGAUGCGUUGCUCGGCGGCGUGAGGAAGCAUGGACCCGGAAAGUGGAAGAAUAUCCUCCGCGAUCCUGAGUUCGCUGCUGUCCUCUCUCUCCGCUCCAACAUCGACCUCAAGGAUAAAUGGCGUAAUCUAAGUGUUCCCGCUGACAUCCAAGGCUCAAAGGAUAAGGUACGGACACCAAAAAUCAAAGCUGCCGCUUUUCAGCUGGCUGCCGUUGCAGCUGCCGCUACCACUCCAUCUCCUAGUUCUGUCUCUUCUCCAGUUGCUCCUCCCCUUCCUCGUAGUGGAUCUUCUGAUUUGAGCAUUGGUGAUAGUUGUAACAUGUUGAUUGAUGCAAAGAAUGCUCCCAGGUAUGAUGGGAUGAUAUUCGAAGCUCUUUCAGCAUUAAAGGAUGCUAAUGGAUCUGAUGUCACUACAAUUUUCAACUUCAUCGAGCAAAAAAUGUAUGAAGUGCCAGAAAAAAGGGUCCUGGGUUCAAGGUUGAGGAGGCUUGCUGCACAGGGCAAACUUGAAAAGGUUAGCCAGUUAAAAUCAGGAACGCAGAACUUGUAUAGGAUGAAUAAUAAUAGCUUCUUGACAAUGAGAACGCCAGUUCCAGCGAGACCAAAAGAGGCGAAUGCGAAACCCCGGCAGACAGCAAACAGCCAAGGACUCACGGUUUCGCAGGAGAAGAUUGAUCUGUCUUCAGGAACGGCAGCUUUUAAGCUCUACGAGUUAGACGGCAAAUUAGAAGUGCUAAGUGGAGCUGUAGAUGAUAGAGCAAGGAUGACAGAACUGGCGGAACGAGCUGAGAUUAUGCUGCUGCUAGCGGAAGAGCUCCACGAAAGAUGUUGUCGGGGAGAGAUUGUGGAACUGAACUGAGGUUGUGGGAACAAAAAGAAGCAAGCAGAGAGUGAGUGAGUAUAUAGACUAAUAGUAAUUAGGCUAUUAGCUUGCAUUCUCUACUUUUCUUAAUGACUACCAACAUUAACAAAACAAUAUUUAACCUUUCUUUCAUUUACCAUAACAAAAUGGUAGUUGGGAGUAAUUAGGCAAGAACAGAAAUGUGUAUGAUGUGGUCUGGAAAUGACAGUGUAACUUUGAAGCUCUUAUCUUUUU
Messenger RNA from Brassica rapa (field mustard), 1299 nucleotides. RefSeq names its product telomere repeat-binding factor 4. Gene Ontology annotation, biological process: nucleosome assembly. Gene Ontology annotation, molecular function: double-stranded telomeric DNA binding. NCBI's taxonomy places the organism in Eukaryota, Viridiplantae, Streptophyta, Magnoliopsida, Brassicales, Brassicaceae. The record is from RefSeq and is a predicted model, not a curated record. Gene Ontology annotation, cellular component: nucleosome.